Messenger RNA from Penicillium bovifimosum, 2151 nucleotides. RefSeq lists its product as uncharacterized. Gene Ontology annotation, molecular function: ATP-dependent H2AZ histone chaperone activity. The record is from RefSeq and is a predicted model, not a curated record. Lineage: Eukaryota; Fungi; Ascomycota; Eurotiomycetes; Eurotiales; Aspergillaceae. Gene Ontology annotation, biological process: chromatin remodeling. The transcript has 2 exons. Gene Ontology annotation, cellular component: Swr1 complex. The coding region runs from base 1 to 2151 and encodes 716 amino acids.
AUGGCCGAAAAGCGCAAGCUUCCAGCGCGCGAGCGACGCGAACCGGCAGCCAAACGACGUGUCUCCGAAGCCACGCCGCAGUCUCACAGGAAAAAGGCGCCAACUCCUCGCGCUCCAUCGCCUGAACUAGUCGAUGCCCCGUUACCUACGAAGAUAAAGGAUGGUGACCCCUUGCCAAUCGUUCGCACGCGACAGCCGAUCUCUCUAUCUGACAGAGAGUAUCAGUCUAUCGCAGAAAGCGCAGUUCUUCUGGCUUCCCUCGAGCGAUCGAAGAAGAAGUGGCUCAGUGAUGGAGUUCUCGUUCGAUACUACACAAAGCCGAAGAAGACGAAGCGUGAACAGACUGAAAAGAACAACCCCUCGAAGGAUACGAUGACGAAAGUCGGGCCCUGCGACGUUACGAUCGGUCCCCAUUUCUUUGACGCUAUGAUUUACGUUGUCAAAGACCCCAGUGCUCCGCCAGCAAUCCAAUACGCUCCCCAGCAACGACCGAUGGUGCACUAUGGCCACCCUAAUCACUUCCAACAAUAUCGGCCGUAUUCCACCCCCAACCAGCAACGGCCCGCACAAUUUUCUCCUGUUCCUGCCGGUCGCACCGGCUAUCCAGGCGGCCAGAACCCGUCUCAGCAAUCUCGUACUCCGAAUCAAGCCUCUCCACACGGCCAAAAGCCGCCACAAGGGCAGAAGGGCCAACCUGCCAAGCCUAGCCCAGAUCCUGUGAUUCAAAUGCUGGCUACAAGGGCAGCCGCAGACCCCGAACUCAAGGCAUUGAUGCGCGUCGUGGCCUCGAGCCAAGCAUCGCAGGAACAGUUACGGGCUUUCCAAGCACACAUCGACGAACUCAACGCCAUCAUCAAGGCUAGGGAACAGCAAGAACAGCGACAACAAUCCACUACUGCAACGCCUCCUGCAACACAGUCAACGCCCACGCCACAAUCCCAGCCCCAGAAAAAGCUGGGCGAGGCGAAGCCAGUGUCCCAGGAGCAACCCCCACAAAAGUCGCAACCACAGACACCGGCCCAAGCCCCAUCAAGUCAGCCUCAACCUCCUGGGAGUGCCACUGACACGGCUGCGAGCAUCAAACAAGAGUCCUCAGCCACGACUCAACCUACCCCCUCCGAGCCAGCGGUGCCAACUCAACCGGCAACACCUGCUCCUGCAAACACCCCUGCCCCGACCCCACCGGGAAAUACUCAACAAGCAGGGGCCCGACCCGGCCCGCCAUAUCCCCCCUACCCACAACCCUCCUAUGGGUCACAACCUCAGCUCCAAUCUAGACCACCGCAAUACGGCACUCCCGCCCCCUUCCCACGCCAGACACCAAUUCCUUACGUAGCACCAGCCCCUGCUCCGAAGGUAAACUACAAGUCUGUCGUCUUCGAAUUCACCUCUCCCUUGACUCCAUACGGAAGCAGCACAUCCGGCCACGCCGGCUCAGGCGACCGAUAUCUCUUCCCCGAACAUACCAUCCUAGAAUGGCUACCCGCCGAAAACACAGUCAUCGCCUCAUUCCUAGUAGUGCGAAAGGUCGCCCCAGGCACACCAUUCCCCCUCGAGACCCCCUCAGAAGCCGGUAACUCAAAAUCCAAGAGCAAGGCAGCACCAAAAACCAAAAAGGCCGAUCCAAAGGCCAAAAUCGACGGCAAAACACCAACUGGUACACCAGCCCCGACCCAGCCAAGCACACCCACAACUGCAACACCCCAAAAGCAAGAACCUUCUGACCAAACGGGCAUCGCAACCCCAAAUGCUCCCACAAACGAGGCUGAUAUGCAGGAAUACUGGCAACCAGUGACAUUCCGCAUCCACGCCCCAAACGCUAAAAUCCUCGAGCCUCUAGCGCGCGUCGUCAAGCCCGCCGACGAAGUCCGCAAAUACAUGAACGAUAUCAUGGACCGCGCCGAGCGUGCUCCGGAUGGAUACUUGGCCCUGCGUCUUCCUCGUGAGGAGGUACAGGCAGAACCAUUCGAGAAGGAUGGCACACCCGCUUCUGCUAAUGUUGGUUCUGGGACCCGUAGCCGGCUUUCCCGUGUUCAGCUCGCUGGCGAUGAAUCUGACGUGGAGACUUCUGGUCAAGAGUUUGAGGAGGAUGAGGAGGAGUUGAAGGAUUUCUAUGAUGCGCCGAGUGGGCUGCCUCCGUUGAAGGUGUAA